This is a messenger RNA of Penicillium malachiteum, 1800 nucleotides long. Its product is annotated as glycoside hydrolase family 13 protein. Gene Ontology annotation, molecular function: alpha-amylase activity. The transcript has 3 exons. The record is from RefSeq and is a predicted model, not a curated record. Gene Ontology annotation, biological process: oligosaccharide catabolic process. NCBI's taxonomy places the organism in Eukaryota, Fungi, Ascomycota, Eurotiomycetes, Eurotiales, Aspergillaceae. The coding region runs from base 1 to 1800 and encodes 599 amino acids.
AUGCCAGACCUUUCGUCCAAUUAUACAGCUCCAAAAUGGUGGAAAGACGCAAUUGUUUACCAGGUCUAUCCCGCCAGUUUCAAGAGCAGCAAACCCGAGUCUCAUGCGGAUGGAUGGGGUGAUGUGCGUGGAAUCACUGAGAAAGUGCCUUAUUUGAAAAGUCUUGGUGUCGAUGUUGUUUGGACAAGUCCUAUAUACAAGUCGCCGCAAGUUGAUAUGGGCUAUGACAUAUCUGAUUACAAGUCAAUCGAGCCUCGCUACGGGAGUUUGGCUGAUGUCGACUCGCUGAUCAAAGUUCUCAAUGAUCACGAUAUGAAGCUCAUGAUGGAUCUUGUUGUCACUCAUACCUCGGAUCAGCAUGAGUGGUUCAUUGAAUCUAGUCAAUCCAAGGAUUCUCUGAAGCAUGAUUGGUAUAUUUGGAAGCCAGCACGUGAUUACAGCUCUGCUGGGAGACCUUUACCACCUAACAACUGGGCACAGAUUUUAAAUGACAGCCAGAGUGCUUGGACCUGGAGUGAAGAUAGACAAGAGUUCUAUUUGACCCUGCAUACUUCAGAGCAAGUGGAUUUGAAUUGGGAAAAUCCCGAUGUUGUCGCCGCCGUUCAUGAUGUUAUGCAUUUCUGGCUAUCCAGGGGCGUCUCCGGAUUUCGUAUGGACGUCAUCAACUUGAUUUCCAAGGAUCCUGCCUUCCCGGACGCGCCAGUCAUGGAACCGGAUUGCGAGUUUCAACCUGGAGAGCGAUUUUAUACGAAUGGUCCGCGAUUCCAUGAAUUUAUGCAUGACAUCUACGAUAAUGUUCUAUCAAAGUAUGAUACUAUCACUGUUGGUGAAGCGCCAUAUGUGGAUGACAUAAGUGAAAUCAUCAAGACAGUUGGAUCCACAGCCAAAGAGCUGAACAUGAUCUUCAUCUUCGACCAUAUGGAAAUCCAGGACGUUAAAACCAAGGGCAAUUCCAAAUGGAGUCUUCGUGACUGGAAAUUGCCAGAGCUCAAAAAGAUUUUCUCCAGCUGGCAAAAGAGGAUGAUCGAAUGGGAUGGAUGGAACACAGUCUUCCUGGAGUGUCACGAUCAGGCCCGGUCUGUUUCACGCUAUGUAGAUGACAGUGAUGGCAUCCGUGAGCGAGGCUCCAAGCUCCUUGCCCUUCUGCAAACGACCCUUGGUGGAACCUUGUAUCUCUUUCAAGGUCAAGAGAUCGGGAUGCGAAACUUUUCCGCCGAGUGGGAUCCAGAUGUUGAUUACAAAGACGUCGAAAGUAUCAGCUUUUGGCAAAAGAGCAAGAGGCUAUAUGGCCAUGACUCGGCAGAGAUGCAAAAGGCGAGAUACCUUCUCCAAAGAAAGGCCAGAGAUCAUGCUCGGACACCGAUGCAGUGGGACAGUAGCCCAAAUGCAGGCUUUACGACCUCUAACAUCUCACCUUGGAUGAGAGUAAAUGAUGACUACCCAACAGUCAACGUGAAGGCACAAAUUAAUUUCGAAGGAGAAGAGUUGUCUGUCUGGCAAUACUGGCAGCUUACUCUACAGAACCGCAAGACCCAUAGCGAUGUCUUUGUGUACGGCGAUUACCAAGAUGUGGAUGUGGAGAAUGAACGGAUUUAUGCAUACUUAAGGACAGGCACCCAAACAAAAGAGAAGUGGUUGGUUGCAAUGAAUUGGACUGGCGAGAAGUCUUCCUGGAAUAUCCCCCCGUCGAUUAAAGUUGAGCAAAUCGUUUCUUCCUCGCUUCAGCGAAAGUUAUCAAUUGAGGAUGGUGCAAUCGUCAAGCUGCAGGCCUGGGAGGGCAUUUUGAUGCGCUGUAAAUAA